This is a messenger RNA of Ricinus communis (castor bean), 1101 nucleotides long. RefSeq names its product proteasome subunit alpha type-6. Gene Ontology annotation, biological process: ubiquitin-dependent protein catabolic process. The record is from RefSeq and is a predicted model, not a curated record. Gene Ontology annotation, cellular component: nucleus; proteasome core complex, alpha-subunit complex; proteasome core complex. The transcript is spliced from 9 exons. NCBI's taxonomy places the organism in Eukaryota, Viridiplantae, Streptophyta, Magnoliopsida, Malpighiales, Euphorbiaceae. The coding region runs from base 147 to 887 and encodes 246 amino acids.
UUUGACCUUGUCAUUUUUAUUUCACCUCCUGCUUGCGCAGAAAGCCAGAAUCUCUGUACACUCAGUUCCCUGCAUAGAGAGAGCACAAAACCCUAGCAACACGAUUCAAAACCCAAGUUAAAAAAAUUAAUAAUAUUUGAGGCAAAAUGAGUAGGGGAAGCGGGGGAGGAUACGAUCGUCACAUCACGAUCUUUUCACCGGAAGGCCGUCUUUUUCAAGUUGAAUAUGCUUUUAAGGCUGUUAAGGCUUCUGGGGUCACCUCAAUUGGUGUUUGUGGGAAGGAUUCUGUCUGUGUGGUGACUCAGAAGAAAGUACCUGACAAGCUCUUGGACCAUACAAGUGUCACACAUCUUUUUCCCAUUACAAAGUACCUUGGCUUGCUAGCAACUGGCAUGACAGCUGAUGCGAGGACCUUGGUUCAACAAGCAAGGAAUGAAGCAGCAGAGUUUCGCUUCAAAUAUGGAUAUGAGAUGCCUGUGGAUGUUUUGGCUAAAUGGAUAGCAGAUAAAUCACAAAUUUAUACACAGCAUGCUUAUAUGAGACCCCUUGGAGUAGUUGCUAUGGUAUUGGGCAUUGAUGAUGAAUAUGGGCCUAGACUAUAUAAGUGUGACCCUGCUGGCCACUUCUUCGGCCACAAGGCUACAAGUGCGGGAUUAAAAGAACAAGAAGCAAUUAAUUUUUUGGAGAAGAAAAUGAAGAAUGAUCCUGCAUUUACCUAUGAGGAGACAGUGCAGACUGCAAUUUCUGCCCUGCAAUCAGUUCUACAGGAGGAUUUCAAGGCUACUGAGAUUGAGGUUGGAGUUGUGAGGACAGAAAAUCCAGUCUUCAGAGUCCUGUCCACCGAGGAGAUUGAUGAGCACUUAACUGCAAUAAGCGAGCGAGACUAAAUGAUGACAUGUUGAUGGGAUCUUUAGUGAAGAAUGAAGCAAUUUUUCUGUUACUUACAAAUGAAGCAAUGGACUGAUAAGCUUUUCUUAUCUUCUUAGGUGCAUUGUACACACUAUGAAUUGUGAUUAUCCUCCUACCUAAGAAGCUUAUUUGUCAAUGUGAAAACUUGCGCAUACUACUGCUGGUCAAUGCUACGUGAUUGUUCCCUAUUAA